Cetraspora pellucida is the source of this 222-nucleotide messenger RNA. The record is from the annotation of a GenBank genome assembly. Lineage: Eukaryota; Fungi; Glomeromycota; Glomeromycetes; Diversisporales; Gigasporaceae.
AUGCAACUUAUCAUUGCCCCGCCUUGUGAGCCUAGUCCCGAACACUAUUUGUCAUUGUAUACCACAACUGUUACCCGGGAGAAUGAGAAAAUUCCCGUUCGAAUAACAACAGUGGAUUAUCAUUUUAAUAUUGUUGUGGAUGAAUUUAUACGUCAACCUGUUACAGAUCAACAACUACUUUCUAUUGGAAUUGAUUCAAAAGCAUACCGAGCCAAAGCAUAA